AACUGAAUCGUCGAAAAAUGCCCACUUACAACAUCGUCGUCUUUGGAGGUGAUCACUGCGGUCCUGAAGUCACCGCCGAGGCGCUGAAGGUGCUCGACGUGAUCGACAACAGCAAUGCCGACGUUCACUUCAACAUUCAACCACACCUGCUCGGUGGCGCCUCGAUCGAUGCCCACGGCGAGCCUCUAACAGACGAAGCACUCGCCGCUGCCAAAGCAGCCGACGCCGUGAUCCUCGGAGCCAUCGGCGGUCCCAAAUGGGGCACGGGCAAAGUCCGUCCAGAGCAAGGCAUCCUGCGCCUCCGCAAAGAAAUGGGCACAUAUGGAAACCUGCGCCCAUGCUUCUUCGCGUCUGAGAGCCUCGUCAAGACUUCUCCAUUGAAGGAGGAAGUCUGCCGCGGCGUCAACUUCAACAUCGUCCGUGAGCUGACAGGUGGCAUCUACUUCGGUGAGCGCACCGAGGACGACGGCUCCGGCUACGCAGUGGACACGGAACCCUACUCGCGCGCUGAGAUCGAGCGUGUGGCACGACUGGCGGGUUUCUUGGCUUUGGCUGAAGACCCGCCGUGUCCGGUCUGGUCGCUCGACAAGGCGAACGUCAUGGCUACAAGCAGACUGUGGCGCAAGACCGUGACGGAUGUGUUUGCCAACGAGUUCCCGCAGUUGAAGAUCGGGCAUCACCUCAUUGAUUCCGCGGCGAUGUUGAUGGUCAAGAACCCGAGAGCGUUGAACGGAGUCAUCGUCACUAGCAAUUUGUUCGGCGAUAUCAUUAGUGACGAGGCGAGCGUCAUUCCAGGAUCGCUGGGUUUGUUGCCCAGUGCGAGUUUGACUGCCUCGCCGGAUGGCAAGAGCAAGUGCAAUGGCAUUUACGAGCCGAUUCACGGCUCUGCACCAGACAUCAGCGGCAAGGGUAUCGUCAACCCCGUCGCCAUGAUCUUGUCUUUGGGCAUGAUGUGCAAGUACUCUCUCCAGCAGCCCGAGCUGGCCAAGAAGAUCGACGAGGCCGUGAGGAACGUGAUUGAGAAGGGUAUCAACACUGCCGAUAUUGGUGGUUCGGCCAAGACUGCCGAGGUGGGUGAUGCUAUUGCGAAGGAGCUCGAGGCCCUGCUGAAGUAAACGGUGCAACUGGGUACUGGGUACACUCGCGUUCGCGGAGUGAUCGGACAAGAGGAUGGCGCAAGGUCAAAACAAAAGUUGUAGAUGAAAGCUUUUCCUGGGUGGAACAUAACUCUCUAUAG
Molecule: messenger RNA, 1237 nt
Organism: Zymoseptoria tritici IPO323
Lineage: Eukaryota; Fungi; Ascomycota; Dothideomycetes; Mycosphaerellales; Mycosphaerellaceae
Exons: 6
Coding region: 18-1115 (365 amino acids)
Biological process (GO): L-leucine biosynthetic process
Cellular component (GO): cytosol
Molecular function (GO): NAD binding; 3-isopropylmalate dehydrogenase activity; magnesium ion binding
Source: RefSeq, a predicted model, not a curated record